Molecule: messenger RNA, 930 nt
Organism: Drosophila willistoni
Lineage: Eukaryota; Metazoa; Arthropoda; Insecta; Diptera; Drosophilidae
Exons: 3
Coding region: 119-769 (216 amino acids)
Source: RefSeq, a predicted model, not a curated record
CCCUAAUAAUGUUAGUUGGUUAUCUUCGAUUUUGACUUUGCAGGGCCUGAACAUGUGUAUAAAAUGGUUGGCGAUUGCAAAUUGAAAUUAUUCCUCGCGAUCAAGUUAACGAAUCGAAAUGGUACUCUUUUCUGUAUUUAUUUUUGUUCUGAAUUUCGUCCUGAAUUUAGUGCAAAGUUUAAAAGGGGGCAGUUAUGAAUUUGUAUUCGAUGAUCCAGACAUUUUUCGAAAAUGUUAUAAUCAACCCGAAAACGUUCUAAGUAUAGAAGACAUGUUUGAUUUGACAGAGAUUAGUAGAGUAAUGGAAGAUGAUGUUGUAAAUAUGUCGGGCAACUUUACGGUUGGCUACAAAUGGGAAAUCGAACCAACGGAUCGCAUUGAGAUCUACAUCUCUGCGUACCAUUGGGAAGUUGGCGAUUGGCAGCCAACAAUCUUUAACAUCAUCUAUCGAGAUCUUUGCGUAGCAAUGAAUGACCCAUCGAAUUACUGGUACUUAUACGUGACCCAGCAUAUCAUAAAUAAAGAUGUAAUGAAAGAAAAAUGUAUCCUUUAUCCAGGUACAAAAUAUUACUUUGAGCCCUAUGAUGUCCGUUUUAAUAUAAGCUCCACGGGACUGGCCUUCAAUGGUCGCUAUAAGGUCGAAUUUAAACUACAGGCCUAUGACCAAACAAACAAACUACGUCCGCAGUCGAUUUGCUUUAUAUGUACUGGUGAAUGUUCAAAAAAAUUUUCAUAUUCACGAACCGGCCCAUUAUUAACACAUUUAUGAACGUUCAAUAAAAAUGCAGUGUUCUCAGGGAUAAAUCCAGGAAUCUAGAACGGAAUUAUGUAAAUUUUAAUCAGUAGCAACUCCUUUGCUGUUGCGAAUAAUUUUUGUUGGGUUUGACUUAGUAUCGGCACUACCAUAAAAUAAAAUUUGCGUUAUUCCAG